AUGGCCGAACGAGGCACCUUGUUCCGCUACAAUGGGCAACCCAAGGAGGAGAUUCCUACAGAGGCAACUCAGAUUGUUGUAGACUCGUCGGUGUGUGAAAUCCCUGACGAUACGUUUAAUGACCGUCGGUUCCUCAUCGAAAUCCUUUUUGAAGUGAAGCUAGUCAAAGGCCUGGUUUCCAUUGGUUCCGGAGCCUUUGCUGGAUGUUCUGCCUUGGCAGAGAUAUCCAUCCCUGCUACAGUCACCAACAUUGGUGACAAUGCCUUUGAAAACUGUACCGCCUUGCGAAACUUAAAACUUCAAAAUGGAUUGAAUGAAAUCUGCGAGGAAGCCUUUGCAAACUGUUCUUCCUUGCUCCAACUUUUUGUACCAGAAACGGUUGAAACGAUUGGUCAAUCUGCCUUUCAAGAUUGUCGAUCUCUGGUGCUUGUAGAGUUUUGUGAGGGACUCCUGGAAAUUGGACCCAUGGCCUUUGCUGACUGCGCCUCGAUUGAAAGUCUGAAGAUUCCGGGAACUGUAGAAAUCGUCGAAGACGCCUCCUUUACUUCCUGCGCGUCUGUGACACAGCUCGAACUGAUGGAAGGGGUCAAAAUUUUGGGCGUAGCCUGCUUUGCGAACUGCUUCAACCUGACAAUGGUAUCGUUUCCAGAGAGUAUAGAGACAAUUGGGGAAGAGGCAUUUUUAAGCUGCCAAUUGCUUUCAGAGGUUACUUUUAAUGAAGGGUUGACGGAAAUUGGAGGUGAAGCAUUUGGAUAUUGUGCAAUAACUUUCGUUUCUACUCCAUCGACUCUGACGAGGAUUGGUGUUAGCGCCUUUCGAUGCUGCAAGCACUUGGCGACGGUGCACUUGAAGGAUGCUAUCAACGAAAUAGAUAGCAACGCCUUCGAGUACUGCGAAAAACUAUCGGAAAUGUCGAUUCCUCCACUCAUUCAUGUAUUGAGAUCUGGCAUUUUCAAUGGCUGCCGUUCGAUUGUCCAAGUGCAAUUGAUGGAAGGUCUGAGGGAAAUACUUUAUGCUGCUUUUCAGUCUUGUCGUGCGCUUCGAGCAGUUUCGCUCCCAUCUAGCGUGGAAUUCAUAGGGAAAGGUGCCUUUCGGAAUUGUACAAGUCUGGUAUCAGUUGAAUUGCCAGAGCAAUUAGAAGAGAUUGAAUCACAAGCAUUCGGAAACUGCUUUUCCUUGACGAAUAUUGCUCUGGAUAAGAACUCCCAUUGUAUCGUGGACAAGGAUGCCUUCAUGGGAUGCACACUUUUAGAAGAAUUUUUUCCGCUUUUUAGUGGAUCGUCCAUGCUAAUGCGACGAUUUCAAGGAUUCUCGGUUCAUGGUUUGUGCCACCAAGCGACAAAAACAACUACUCAGCAGCUGAUGGGUGCGAAUCAAACCUGUCGAGGUGUCAUCCCCAUCAGGGAUGCUUUCGGGAUGACACCUUUUCACAUCCUUUCGUCGUCUGGAAGUCUUCGUCUCGAUUUAUUUAGGGCGUUAUUUGACAUCUUCCCGUCCCAUGUAGCAUGUCAGCGAAAUGAACAGAACAAAUCGCCGAUGGAUUAUUUGCGAACCAAUUCAUCGCACGAGGUGAUUUCUGUGAUGCAACUUGUUCUUCGUGAAUCUAUGCUGAAGCGAUUGGAUCAGUGGGGCUUGAGACAAUGGAAAUUGGAUCUAUGCAGUCUCGUGAACUCGAUUGGGACGGAAGGCGACAAAAACAGGAACUGUUGCAUCGACGAAAUUUACUCGAAAAUGGCUUCCUACGAGUUAUUGGAGUCUACUUCACUGCUGGAACAAAGACUAUGGUUGGACAGAAUACUGCAGAAAUCGACGAAUGAGAGUACCGGUGAAUCACUAUCCUCGGAAGCUAGAGAGGCUUGCCGCAUUGGUUCUGGAGCUAGCGUUGUAAUCCCGAAUAUUCUACAGUUCAUGGUAUCUGCAUCAUGA
Molecule: messenger RNA, 1926 nt
Organism: Cylindrotheca closterium
Lineage: Eukaryota; Bacillariophyta; Bacillariophyceae; Bacillariales; Bacillariaceae
Source: the annotation of a GenBank genome assembly